Messenger RNA from Effrenium voratum, 2982 nucleotides. The record is from the annotation of a GenBank genome assembly. Lineage: Eukaryota; Dinophyceae; Suessiales; Symbiodiniaceae.
AGCCAUUUGCGGUUUACUGACAGCGUCGACAGCUUGGAUUGCUCACAGAGCCAUGCCCGUUCAGUCGAAGAUUUGCCGUGGUGCCGCUGUGCUGGGCGCCAGUGCGGUUGGUCUGGGCUUUGUGGUGCCACAGGCCAGCCCCAGCGCGGCACGGGCCGCGGCGUCCACGGCGUCUGCCUCCCCGGCCUCCCCUGCCUUCAGCCCGAGCACGGGCAUCGCGAGCUGCGCAGUGGCCGGGGCCGUGAGCUUCGCCGCAGCCCGCCGCGCCGGCGCCCGCAGCACCCGCGCCCGCAGCAGCACCAACGCCCGAGCCCAGCGGGUGGCGUUGUUUGCCCGCGGCGGCGAGGAAGACACGCGCGUGUGCAUCCCGCUUGAGGAACUCCGCAACACCGAUGUGGACAAAGUGGGCGGCAAGAGCGCCUCCCUGGGCGAGAUGAUCUCGCAGCUCUCCGACGUGGGUGUGCCGGUGCCAGGUGGCUUCAGCACCACUGCGUUUGCCUACAAGGAGUUCCUGGACAAAGGUGGCAUCAACGACUUCAUUAACAAUCAGCUCUCGGAUGAUACCAUCUAUACAGAUGUGAACAAGCUGAUGGAGGUCGGCAAAGCAAUCCGUGACAAGAUCAUGGACACCCCGUUCCAGCAGGAUUUUGAGGCGGAGCUGAAGGAACAGUGGAGCCGCGUCUCCGGCGGCGACGACAAGUUCACGUUCGCAGUGCGGUCUUCUGCGACGGCCGAGGAUCUGCCAGACGCUUCCUUCGCUGGGCAGCAGGAGACCUUCCUCAACGUCAUGGGCUAUGAGGACCUGAAGCAGAAGGUGCACUUGGUCUUCGCAUCGCUCUUCACAGACCGAGCCAUCUCCUACCGCCAUGACCGAGGCUUUGAGCACGAGAAGGUCCAGCUCUGCGCAACCUGCCAAAAGAUGGUGCGCAGCGAGACCGGCUCCGCAGGCGUCAUGUUCUCCCUUGACACCGAGAGCGGCUUCAAAGAUGUGGUUUUUGUGACCGCUGCAUGGGGCCUGGGCGAGACGGUGGUGGGUGGCACCGUGAACCCGGACGAGUGGUAUGUCUUCAAGCCCACGCUGGCGGAGGGCAAGAACUCCGUGGUCUCGCGCACCAUGGGCUCCAAGCUGGUGAAGAUGAUCUACAAGGAAGGCGGCGGCUCGGAGGUGGUGGACACCAGCGAGGAGGAGCAGAACAAGUGGUCGGCCUCGGAUGAGGAGGUCAAGGCCUUGGCCGAAAUGGCCGUGAAGAUCGAGAAGCACUAUGGCCGGCCCAUGGACAUCGAGUGGGCCAGGGAUGGGGACGACGGCAAGCUGUACAUCGUGCAGGCCCGGCCAGAGACGGUGGCCUCCCAGAAGAAGGUCGGCGUCAUCGAGGAGUACAAGAUGCUCGAGAAAGGUGGCGAAAAGGUGGCAGAGGGCCGCGCCGUGGGCAAGCGCAUUGGCAGCGGCAAGGUGAACAUCCUCACCAGCAUUGAUCAGAUGGCUGAGUUCGAGAAGGGUCAGGUGCUGGUCGCUGACAUGACGGACCCCGACUGGGAGCCCAUCAUGAAGAAGGCUGGCGCCAUCAUUACCAACCGCGGCGGCCGCACCUGCCACGCGGCCAUCAUCGCCCGCGAGCUGGGCAUCCCGGCCAUCGUCGGCUGCGGGGACGCCACGGACAAGGUCAAGAAAGGUGACGCGGUGACCGUCUCCUGUGCGGAGGGCGACACUGGCUACAUCUACAAGGGCGAGCUGAAGUUCGAGAAAAAUGUGCAGGAUUUGGGCGAUCUGCCAGAAAUUGGACUCAAGAUCAUGAUGAACGUGGGCAAUCCUGAGACUGCCUUCUCCUUCGGACAGCUUCCCAACGAGGGCAUUGGCCUGGCGCGCCUGGAGUUUGUCAUCAACAAUGCCAUCGGUGUGCACCCGAAGGCGCUCUUGAACUACGACACCUUGGAUGCUGAGACCAAGGGUUUGAUCGACGAGCGCAUGCGUGGCUAUGAUGGACCCAAGGACUUCUACAUCAAGAAAAUCGCGGAAGGCAUUGCCACCUUGGCCGCAUCGGUGUAUCCGAAGCGCAUCAUCGUCCGGCUGUCCGACUUCAAGUCCAACGAGUACAAGAGCCUGAUCGGUGGCGAGCAGUACGAGCCCGACGAGGAGAACCCCAUGAUCGGCUUCCGCGGCUGCGGGCGCUACACGGACCCCUUCUUUGAGGAGUGCUUCGCCAUGGAGUUGGAGGCCGUGAAGAUUGCCCGAGGAGAGAUGGGACUGAAGAAUGUGGAGAUCAUGAUCCCAUUCGUCCGCACCCUGGACAUGGCUAAGGACGUCAACGAAGUGCUGGAGAAAAACGGCCUCAAGAGGGGCGAGGAUGGCCUGAAGGUGCAAAUGAUGGCAGAGCUGCCAAGCAACGUCUUCUUGGCAGAGGAGUUCUUGGAGUACUUCGAUGGCUUCUCCAUUGGCAGCAACGACCUGACGCAGUUGACUCUCGGCCUGGACCGUGACUCAGGCUUGGUUGCCCAGUACUUUGACGAGCGCAACCCUGCUGUGAUGAAGGGUUUGGAGACCCUCAUCAAGGCUGCCAAGGCCAAGGGCAAGUAUGUUGGCAUUUGUGGUCAGGGCCCUUCUGAUCACCCGGAUCUCGCCAAGUGGCUCAUGGAGCAGGGUAUCGACUCUGUGUCCCUCAACCCCGACUCUGUUAUCCCAACUUGGCAAUUCUUGGGCAAGAAGUGAUUUGCCACAGCUCUGUCUUGGUUAAUGAAUCGAUUGCACAGCCCAGAUGCUUCAUCUAUGAUUUUGGUGUUUUUUGAUGUUUCAGCGUGUUGCAUCUGGGCCUUGCGUGGCUCAGCAUUUCUCAUAUUCCUUGGGAAAAACCUUGCCAGCCGCGGGGCUGGUGCCCAAGAGUAUCUAUUUUCUCGCUGGCUGUCGUCCCGCGCGUAUGCGCAGAGACUCACAGCUCGGCAUUCCAAUUGAGCAUUUUGCUACUCUGCGCUCAGUUGAAAAUGGUC